Messenger RNA from Spodoptera littoralis (African cotton leafworm), 3315 nucleotides. NCBI's taxonomy places the organism in Eukaryota, Metazoa, Arthropoda, Insecta, Lepidoptera, Noctuidae. The record is from the annotation of a GenBank genome assembly.
AUGAAAAAAAAUCGGGCCUUUUCGAAGAGGUUCAACAUGGCAGGAGAUCAGGCGCAAUUUUACCAGUUACUAAAUACUUUAUUAUCAACCGAUAACGACAUAAGAUCCCAAGCCGAAGAGGCAUACAAUAAUAUACCAACUGAAACAAAAGUAGUACACUUAGUGGGAGCUAUCCAAAAUGGUGAUGUUGGUGAAGAAGGACGUCAAACAGCAGCUGUGCUGCUCAGAAGAUUGCUCAGUGCAGAGUUCUUCGAAUUCUUCCCAAAACUACCGUUUGAGCAGCAGUCAGUCCUCAGAGAACAACUACUCCUUACACUGCAGAUGGACGUCAGUCAACAACUCCGCCGCAAGAUCUGUGACGUCGUAUCAGAAUUGGCCAGAAACCACAUAGAUGAUGAUGGUGUUAACCAAUGGCCAGAGUUUCUACAGUUCAUGUUUAACUGUGCUGGUGCCCAAGAUCCCAACAUCCAAGAGGCUGGCAUCAGGAUGUUCACGUCAGUGCCUGGUGUGUUUGGGCACCGUCAGAAUGAAAACCUUCCUGUGAUCAAGCGCAUGUUGCUGACUGCUCUUCAGUCCACAUCGGAACCUCUCCGCAUUCAAGCUGUGAAGGCAGUUGGCGCAUUCAUAUUACUCCACGACAAGGAGCCUGCCAUACACAAACAUUUUAGUGAUAUACUGAUCCCUCUCAUGCAGGUUAUAGUUCAGUCCAUUGAGAAGAGUGAUGAUGACGCUGCUUUGAAAGUUCUUAUUGAACUAGCUGAAUCAGCCCCAAAAUUCCUGCGCCCGCAACUAGAGCCUAUCUUCCAAGUGUGCAUCAAGGUGGUUGGUGACAUGGAUGCAGAAGAUAACUGGCGCCAAUUAGCUUUGGAGGCAAUGGUGACCCUUUGCGAGACAGCUCCUGCCAUGGUACGAAAGCAGGUGCCCAAUGGAGUGAGCUUGCUGACGCCGCUCGUACUCGAGAUGAUGUGCGAGCUAGAGGACGAACCCGACUGGUCAAUGCAAGACGACGCAGCCGAGGACGACAACGAACAAAAUUAUGUAGCUGCUGAGUCAGCUCUGGACCGCAUGUGCUGUGGACUUGGUGGAAAGAUUAUGCUGAACCUAAUCGUAGGGCGGGUCCCUGAAAUGUUGCACCACGAGGACUGGCGCCGUCGCCAUGCUGCGCUCAUGGCUGUGUCUUCUGCUGGCGAGGGCUGCCACAAGCAAAUGGAACAGAUGCUGGACCAAGUAGUCUCUGCUGUUCUCAACUAUCUCACUGACCCUCACCCUCGUGUGCGUUACGCUGCUUGUAAUGCUGUGGGUCAAAUGUCGACUGACUUCGCUCCUGUAUUCGAAAAGAAGUUCCAUGACAAAGUAGUGCCUGGCCUCUUGAUGGUGCUGGAUGACAAUGCUAACCCCCGCGUGCAGGCUCAUGCGGCUGCUGCUUUAGUAAACUUCAGUGAAGAUUGUCCCAAGCCAAUUCUUACUCAGUAUCUUGACCCCUUGAUGAGCAAACUUGAAGUAAUUUUGACCACUAAAUUCAAAGAGUUGGUGGAACGUGGCACAAAACUCGUGCUUGAACAAAUAGUAACAACAAUCGCGUCCGUCGCCGACACUGUGGAGAAAGACUUUGUUAUAUACUACGACCGGCUGAUGCCUUGCCUCAAGUACAUCAUUGCUAAUGCUACCACCGACGAGCUCAAGAUGCUCCGCGGCAAAACUAUUGAGUGUGUCAGUCUUAUUGGUUUGGCUGUUGGUGAGGAGAAGUUCACGUCAGAUGCCUCUGAAGUGAUGGAUCUGUUGUUGAAGACGCACACUGAAGGUGAACAGUUGCCUGCCGACGAUCCGCAGACAUCUUACCUUAUCUCUGCCUGGUCUCGUAUCUGCAGAAUUAUGGGGAAGAAGUUUGCACAAUAUCUGCCCAUGGUGAUGGAGCCGGUAAUGCGCACCGCCGCCAUGAAGCCCGAGGUAGCAUUGCUCGACAACGAUGACUUGGAAACCAUCGAAGGAGAUCUCGACUGGCACUUCGUCACACUCGGCGAGCAACAAAACUUUGGCAUUAAGACUGCGGGUCUGGAAGACAAGGCUUCAGCUUGUGACAUGCUUGUGUGCUACGCUCGCGAGCUCAAGGAAGAGUUUGCAGAAUAUGCAGAGGAUGUAGUGAAGCUAAUGGUGCCCAUGUUAAAGUUCUACUUCCACGACAACGUGCGCACGGCCGCCGCGGAGUCGCUGCCCUACCUGCUGGAGUGCGCGCGCAUCCGCGGGCCCCAGUACAUUCAGGGCAUGUGGGCAUACAUUCUGCCAGAGUUGCUCAAGGCUAUCGACUCAGAGCCUGAACAGGAAGUCCAGGUGGAACUUCUCAACAGCCUCGCAAAAUGCAUAGAACUAUUGGGUGGUGGUUGUCUCCCAGACGAAAUGAUGGCGGAAGUACUGCGUAUAUUAAACAAAUUGCUCACCGAACAUUUUGAACGUGCCACUGAGCGUCGUCAAAAACGCGCUGACGAAGAUUACGAUGAAGUAGUGGAAGAGCAGUUAGCCGACGAGGAUAACGAGGACGUGUACGGUCUGUCCCGCGUGGCGGACGUGCUGCACGCGCUGAUGUCUGCGUACCGCGAGAGCUUCUUCCCGCACCUCGACAGUCUGCUCCCACACCUCGUGCAGCUGCUCGCCCCCGGCCGCCCCUACUCUGAUCGCCAAUGGGCUAUAUGUAUUUUUGACGAUGUUAUCGAAUUCGGAGGUCCUGCAUGCAUAAAGUACCAAGACAUCUUCCUGGAGCCGAUGCUGAGCGGGUUGCGCUCGGCCGAGGCGGAGGUGCGGCAGGCGGCGGCGUACGGGUGCGGAGUGCUGGCGCAGUUCGGAGGCGCGGCCUUCGCCGGCGCCGCCGCGCGCGCCGUGCCGCUGCUGGCCGCGCUCAUCGCAGAACCUGAUGCACGUGCACUAGAAAACCUUAACGCUACCGAAAACGCUAUAUCCGCUGUUGCAAAAAUCAUCAAGUAUAACCACUCUCAGAUUGACAGGGAUGAAAUCAUUAGGCACUGGCUAACAUGGCUGCCAGUGACAGAAGACACAGAGGAAGCACCACACGUAUACUCCCUGCUGUGUGAACUCGCGGCGAGUGGUCAUGCGGCGCUGGCAUCUCCUGAUGCACCUAAGCAUGUGAUCGCCACACUCGCAGAAGCAUUCUUGAGGGACGCUGUGCCUACUGACAACCCAGUUUAUGCGCAGAUGGUUGCUCUCGUUAGGCAAAUACAGAGCAAUGCAGAAUUAUUUAACGCCGUACUGAUGCAGCUGAGCAGUGAGCAUAAGGAAGCCCUGCAGCUGGCCCUGUCCACGUAG